Molecule: messenger RNA, 6666 nt
Organism: Ruditapes philippinarum (Manila clam)
Lineage: Eukaryota; Metazoa; Mollusca; Bivalvia; Venerida; Veneridae
Product: AP-3 complex subunit delta-1-like
Exons: 31
Coding region: 145-3540 (1131 amino acids)
Biological process (GO): protein targeting to vacuole; Golgi to vacuole transport; synaptic vesicle membrane organization
Cellular component (GO): terminal bouton; endosome membrane; AP-3 adaptor complex
Source: RefSeq, a predicted model, not a curated record
CAACAGGUCACAUGAUCGAUGGAGGAAGCCAUUUUGGAUUUCCGAAAACAUACACACAAAAUGUCUAUGUAAAUUUGACACAUUUUCUCGAAGAUAGCAGUUGACAGUGCUCAAAUAAGUCAAUAGGCGUCGUCAGGAUAAAAUAUGGCGUUGAGCAAAGUAAAAGGGACACUCGAAAGAGUUUUAGAUAAGAAUUUACAAGAUUUGGUGCGCGGCAUCCGAAAUCACAAGGAAAAUGAACACAAGUAUGUUGCAGAAUGCUUGGAUGAGAUCAAAUCAGAACUUCGUCAAGACAAUAUUGCUGUUAAGGCCAUGGCAGUCAACAAACUCACAUAUCUUCAAAUGUUGGGAUAUGAUGUUAGCUGGGCAGCCUUUAAUGUGAUUGAAGUGAUGAGCUCUACAAAAUUCACCUUUAAGAGGAUAGGAUACCUUGCUGCCUCACAGAGUUUUCACGAUGGCACUGAUGUUCUUAUGUUAACUACAAACAUGAUACGCAAAAUAAACCGUCUAGGAAAGAAAUUAAUAGAACCUUUAACAAAUCUUAUUCAUAGCACAUCAGCAAUGUCUCUCCUGUAUGAAUGUAUCAACACUGUGAUAGCUGUACUCAUUUCUGUAUCUACAGGCAUUCCAAACCAUACCGCCUCCAUACAGCUUUGUGUUCAGAAACUGAGAAUUCUUAUAGAAGAUUCUGACCAAAACUUGAAGUAUCUUGGCUUGCUUGCUAUGUCUAAGAUUCUACAGACUCAUCCAAAAUCUGUACAGACACAUAAAGACUUGAUACUUCAGUGUCUUGAUGAUAAAGAUGAAUCUAUCAGGUUUAGAGCAUUAGAUCUCCUCUAUGGCAUGGUAUCUAAGAAGAAUUUGAUGGAGAUAGUGAAGAAAUUGAUGAUACAUAUGGAUAAAGCCGAGGGAACAAAUUAUAGGGAUGAGUUACUGGCUAAAAUUAUAGAAAUCUGUUCACAAUCUAACUACCAAUAUGUCACAAACUUUGAAUGGUAUGUGAGUAUACUGGUGGAACUGACUCGUAUGGAGGGUACGAGACAUGGUCGACUGAUAGCCUCUCAGAUGUUGGAUGUAGCAAUCAGGGUUCAAGCUAUACGUUCUUUUGCUGUGGCACAAAUGGCUGUCUUAUUAGAGAAUGCUCAUUUACUGGCCAACAACUCACAGAGAAAUGGUAUAUGUGAGGUACUUUAUGCUGCAGCUUGGCUAUGUGGAGAGUUCCCAGAUGAGCUUGAAGAUCCAAAAGGAGUUCUUGAAGCCAUGUUAAAACCAAAGAUAACUGCCCUACCUGGUCAUAUCCAGAGUGUGUAUGUACAGAACUCUAUCAAACUGUAUGCUAACAUCAUUAAACGGUCCGAGGAGGAUAAUGAUACUGAGGUUGUGAAAGAAGUAGGUGAAAUGCUGCAAGAAAAAUUACCUAUCUUUAUACAGAGCUCUGACCUUGAAGUUCAAGAAAGGGCAUGUUGUAUGGUGCAGCUAGUCAAAUAUGUGCUCAAACUUCAAGAUAAAGGUGCUAGUGUUACAGGUAUUGCUGAAGAAGUGACAGCUCUUUUUGCUGGAGAACUUAACCCUGUAGCAACUAAAGCUCAAAAGAAAGUCCCUGUACCUGAAGGAUUGGAUUUGGACUCUUGGAUCAAUGACCCACCUUCAGAGAGUUCUGAUGAUGAUGAUAGACGUGUUGGUAACUCUAUAUUCCUGCCACCUGGUGGCGAUGAUCAUAGGUCAUUCUAUUCUGAACCAGCUCAGAAAGUAAAGGAAAUGACAGAGGAGGAGCGGUCUAAGGCAAGAGAAACAAGACAAGCUGAACAAGAACAUAAUCCUAACUACCUCAAGGGGGAUACUAAGAGAAAGAAGGCAUCACUUGUAGAGGGUACAUCAGGUAUUCCUGUGGCACACAUUGACUUGUCAGUACCACUCCAUGUACCAGGUGUUAACUCUGACAAAUACAUGCAAAUGGAUGCUGAAGGAAGGAAAAAGAAACAGAAGAAGAAGAAGAGAAAGAAGAGGAAAGGAGAAGAUAAUAGUGAUGAGGAGGAUGACAUUCCACAACAACAUCAAGUCAGUGUUGUCACAGAAAUGCCUGAGGGAGCAUCAAAUCUGUCAGACAAGGAUGAUGAGGGUGAUGAACUAUACAAAAAACUUGACAUUAAUUUAGAUGAACCACUACAGCCAAAUGAAAUCCUACCUGUAAGAACACAUAGGGUAGUAUCUGAUCAAUUACCAUCACCUACAGAUGAGCCUGUUGUGAAAAAGAAAAGUAAACAUAAAAAAGAGAAAGAAAGUAGAAAGGAGAAGAAGAAAAAGAAGGAAGAAAGGAAGGAGGAAAAGAAGAAGCAUAAGAAGAAGGCACAUAAAAUGAAUGGUGAAGAUGAGCCAAGUUUGAUGAUGGAGGACCAUGAAGAGAUUGAUGGUGAUAACACACCAUUACAAUCUCCACGUGAUAACGCUCCACCUGUAGUCAAUAAUGUAGAUGAUAAACCAAUACAAAAUGGAGAUGAAAAGAUGAAUGACCUUGACUUCUGGUUGUCAGGGAAUGAUGCUAAAUCUAACAGUAAGCAAUCUGAGGAGCAGAAUGAAGAGCCUGUGAAAGUGAAGGUCUCUCAUGUACCAGAAUUAUCAUCAGAUGAUGAGGACGUCAAGACACGUUCCAAAAAGAAGAAAAAAGAGAAGAAAGAAAAACGAGAAAAGAAAGAUAAGAAGGAGAAGAAAAAGUCUAAGAACAAGUUAACAGCAGAUGGGUACGAGGAAACAGAUGGGAUAACUACACCUUCGAAAGAGGAAGUGUCGCCAUCCCAACUAGACACUCCUGUUAAUGCCAAGCCUAUGUCAAGUUACAGAUUAUUAGCAGAGAACCAAACUGUCAAAAUGACAUGUGAAACUCGAGUUAGUCCCCAGAGAACAGACCAAAUAGUAUUGUCAGUUGUUUUUACCAAUCUAACCAGUGACCAUAUAAAAAGUCUAGAAUUCAAUGUAAUGGAUACCUUAAAUACCAAACUUAUCCGUGGGAUUGGUCAGAAUACACAUGAUGCUGUCCAGGUCCCUUUUGUGCUUCCAGCAGGGGUCAGUAAUGAAGGCCAGUUUGCUUUUUCUGUACAAAGUAUAGUACAACCAUCUAAAAUGAAAGGAACUCUAACAUAUAUGGUGAAGACUGAAGAAGGCUCCACACAUGAUAAACUAGAUUUCCGUCUUGAAAUUCCUUGUAGUGCUUUCUUUGUUGCAUUGCCAUGUAAAGGGCCAGACUUUGCAUCAUUAUUGGGUUCCGGAGAUCUUACAGAAAAGUCUACUUUAAAAUGUACACCACUAGAUCCAAGCUUUGAUGUUUCCUUGCUUAGAAUUUGUUUCUUUAAUCAUUUUAAAGUUGUUGAAAAGGUUGAUAACAGUGCCUCACUAUACAGUCGUUCAAUACAAGGGCAUCAUGUGUGUUUACUAGUCAAAAAUAAUGGUGGUGAAUUAACAGUGGAUGGUAAAUGUUCCGAAAGUUCCCUCCUAUCUAAUUUAUUAGAUGAUAUCAAAACUACGCUAACAAGUGACAUAUUGUAGCAGUGAUAUGGUGAUAAAUCAGGGUAGUAAAGCAGCUUGUUAUAUAGACAGAAAGUAGUUCCAUAUAAACUUGAUGACUAUGCAGUAGUCGGUACAAACAUCAAGGAACAUUUGUUUGUAGAACUUAAAAUAAAUAACAAUGUAUGUGUAAUUUGAUGGUCAGACAAUGAUUUCAGUAUGAUUUAAAUAAGCAUCAGGCUUUUGUAGCAUUUAUAAAGGAUGAAAAUAGAACUAUAAUUCCCCCAUUAUAUUCAGUAUUAUAACUUGAUGUUUCUUGUGAUUUUCACUAUUUUUAUAGAAUAAUAAUCCUUCAUUAAAAGAUUUCAAAUGAAUUGGUACUUUGGUAUAUUGAUGAUCAUCAACAAAAAAGAUAACACGUGUGUACAUUUUAAAUUUAAACUGCCUGAUUUUAUAACGAGAACAUACUUGAAAACAGAUGUUUUAUAUCCUACUAUUUUUACAGUUAAGAUACAUACAAAAAAUACCAUCUGGUGAAUUCAGUUAUGCAUAAAUUUUCCUCCUGGAAUUUAAAAAGUAAAUAAAUAGCCAGAUAAGAAUUAUAAAGUGUUUAUAAAAUAAUAAUGUUUAUUCUUUAUAUGUGAAAUAAGUUAAAUGAAAGGGAAAUUUAUUAAUGUACAAGCAGUGCAUACUCACACCAUAUGUUACAUGUUUUAGCCUAAAUCCUUAUAUUAUGUGUGAAGGUAUUGGUUAACUCCCUUGUUUAAUGUAUAUUUGUUCAAGUUUCAUUACAUUGAUUAACAUAAUGAUUGCAUUUAGUGUCUAGAUUAUUUCCAUAUAACACUUUUAGUCAUUUAAAAAAAUAUAUUCCAUAUAAACAAAAUGUGUUACCAUUAAACAAAUUUGUGAUAAUCAUUUACCUUGUGUAAGCUUGUGAAAGAUUUAAUAAAUGUUAUAUUUAUUUGUGCAAGUGUUGUACAGAUCAAAUAUAUGUAUUAUUUGUAUAUCAUGAAUUAAUGUAGCAAUAUUGUCAUAAUAAUAUGUAUGUAAAAUUUCAGUUUGAAUAUUGGAUGUUAGAUUGUAAUAUAACUUCAUUACCUAUAUGUUAAAGUGCUGCCUUUUUGUUCUGCCAAAAUGUUCCUGAGAUAAGCUUGAAUAAGUUAUUCCAGUCAUAAGCUAUGUAUUUGUUUUAAAGUAUAUAUAACUAAUAAUUGCAAUAUUUCAUUGCAUUUAACACAAUUUGAAAGUAAAAUUGAUAACAACAUUUAUCAUUUAUUUUUGUUUUAGGUGAGAAUUAAGCUUAUGAUUUUAAAUUCUUGUUAUUGUCCUUUAUUAAAAAUUGUACCACUAUAACGUUUUCAUCUUGGCAUCAUGGUUUUCUCAUCAAUUUUGCAAUUCUUUAUUCAAGAGUUAAUAGCUCAUUUUAAACUUCUCAAUUAGGAACAAAUUAUAUUCCCUAUAUUAUAUAUGUAUACCAAAGAUUAAACAAUCACUAGAUGAUCUGUUUGGAGAGGUGUCACAGUAAAUAUACUAGUCUACAUAUGAUGUAGUACUUUAAUGCCAUAUAAAUAUGUUAAUAUAUUAUUGUCACAGGGCAACAUCUCAAGUUUUCUAUACUCUGGACUAUUUUUGAUCUAUUUAGUUUUUUCUCAUUUUCAUGUUUAUUAUAGUCUGUGUAAAGAUAUUGUAAAGCUGAUAUACUAAAUACCACAGGACCAAUGACAAUAUAAUAUGUUCAAGUAUGAAACCUUGUUGAUAAUUAGUGUUUCGAUGACAGGACAUUCAUAAACAAGAAGAGUAUGAAUUCUGAAUGCGAUAUAUAUAUUUAGAAUUAAAAUGUACAAUGUACUAGUAAUAGAAAUAAGUCCCAAAUAGAUUAUUAUGAGUAACUCAUAUAAUUAUAGUGAAGUCUAGUUCAUUAGUCAAUAUUGGUGCAUGGUUACCUAGGAAACCUAGAACCUACAUAAAGUAUAGUCAUACUCGUUUUCAGAUUAUCACCCUUUCAUUUACUUUUCAUUUUAGUUUGGGUCCAAGAAAGAUGCUCAUGUUAUUGGAAUGGUUAAUAUUUAAAUACAGAUUAUAUAAAAGUAAAGUAUUUUAUUCAUUGCUAUUCCAUAUUAUAUUGCAUGUAAUUUCAAGGUAUGUUAGGGUUUAAUAUAUAGAAUAAAUGUAGAAAUUAUGAUAUCUUAAAGUAGCCUUCUGUACUGGUCAUUGAUAAUGGUCGCAUCAAGUAUAAUUAGCUAGGUUAAUACUCAGAGGGAAUUAUCUCAUCUGAUAGAUCAACUGUCACCAUAGUAACCCAAGUAAUAUAAACAGAAAAUAAUGUUUAAAAAUUUAGAUUUUGAAUUCUCAGUCAUCUUUCAGAUGUGUGAAUGAUAUAUACUACGAGAAUCCUUGCUUAAACAAAUGUCAUUUUACCAAUUUAUGUGCAAUCUUUUUUUGUUUGUUGUUAAUUGUUUUAUGUUAUGUAUAUAUUGUAUGUUAAUGACGUGUAGUCAGUGUAAUUAAGAUAUGAUGAUAUAUGUGUGAUGAUUUUGUGAAUUGUGUAAUGUUAUACAGCCAAAUGCUGAUAAAGUUCAUUCAUGUGAGAAAUGUUAUUUGAUAAAAUAAUAAGUUUUCAAUUCUAAAAUAUUAAUGAUUUAUUGUCUGCAUAUUUGUCUGUUUUUGAUGCUUUCUGAUUUUUAUAAUAAGCUUUUUUCUAUACUUACAAAAAGAUCAUAUUGCAAAUUCAGCUCGUUCUUAUUUGAAACAAAAGAAAAUGAUAAGGGUCAGUAUUAUUUUAAUAAAAAUCCCUGGAAGGUUCAGGACACUGUAUUCAGAUAUAGGAACAUUUCUAGUUUAUUAUUGGUAAUUUUCUUAUUGAAGAUUACAAUGCCAAAUGAAAUUAAAACAUUUUCGGCAUCUUGAAUUUUGAUUACAUAUCAAAAAAAUAAUUUUUUAUCUACUACAUAAUACAUUGUGAUUAUAGCAUAUACUAUAUUACUUACAGCAGGGUAUAUGUCCUAAAAGAAUUGAUGAUAAAUGAAUAAUUGUAAUUGAAAAUGUAAAGAAUUUGUAGAUAGUUAAAACAUUUACUUGUUCUGUAUGAUUACAUUUUGAGAUCACAUUUAUGUGCUUGUUUACAUGCUUAUUUUAUGAAAGAAUAAAAACUAGAUUUAUAUGACCACA